UUCCGUUUCUUCCCGCCAUGUGAGAGUCUCUCUUCAAUGAACUUCUCACUAGCUUUAAGUCUCCAACAAUUCCCUACCUUCCCCAAGAAAACUGUGAACAAAAAAGACCUCAAGAAGGACUGGAAUUCAAUCAUCAAACGCCAGGCCAAGCUCAAAAAUGACAGAGCAAUUCUCUCAACAUAUUCCCAGAUGGAAUCUCUCAGCGUAUUACCCGAUAAAGCUUUGAUGCCUCUCAUUAUCAAGGCAUGCGCAAGGUUGAAUGCCAUCGAGAGGGGCAAGAGGAUACAUUUGAACAUUCGGGACACUGAGUUGAUACAGGAUGUGCGAGUUCGGACUGCUCUUAUUGAUUUCUAUUGCAAAUGCGGCUUUCUCGAGGACGCCCGGGACCUGUUCGAUGAAAUGCAGGAGAGAGAUUUGGUUUCAUGGAACGCUAUGAUUUCUGGGUAUGCCGGGAGUGAGGAAUAUGAGGAGGCUGUGUUCUUGUUUAUGGAGAUGAAAAAUGAGGGUUUAAAACCGAAUGCAAGGACUAUAGUAGCGUUGCUUUUGGCAUGUGAAAACAUGUUGGAUAAAAGAUUAGGGCAGGAGAUACAUGGUUAUUGUUUGAGGAAUGGACUACUUGAUCUGGAUCCUCAUGUGGGUACUGCUCUUAUUUGCUUCUACUUGAGAUAUGAUGUGAAAAUUUCACGUCUUGUGUUUGAUUUGAUGGUUUUAAGGAAUAUCGUUAGUUGGAAUGCUAUGAUUACAGGGUAUUUCGAUGUUGGAGAUUAUUUCAAUGCUUUGAAUCUUUUUAUUUGGAUGCUCCGAGGUGGGGUUCAGUUUGACCAGGUUACAGUUUUGGUUGUUGUUCAAACAUGCUCAGGGUUUGGAUGUCUUAACUUGGGCGUGCAGAUUCAUCAAAUCAGUAUUAAGUUAGGGUACAUAAAGGAUUUGUUUGUAAUAAAUGCCCUUCUUAACAUGUAUGGAGACCUUGGACAUUUACAGUUAUCACAUGCUGUAUUUAGUUCCAUCAGUACGCACGAUGUUGCUAUAUGGAAUUCUAUGAUAUCCACAAAUACUGAAUAUGGGUGCCAUGAGGAAGCUGCUAGUUUGUUUAUUAGAAUGCGUACAGAAGGCAUCAAAGAAAAUGAAAUAACUAUCAGUAUUCUAUUGUCUCUAUGCGCAGAGGCAGUAGAUGGGUUGAAAGAAGGGAAAUGUUUACAUGCCCAUGCUAGCAAGAAGGGAAUGGCCAUGGAUGGUUCUCUUGGAAAUGCAUUUUUAAACAUGUAUUCUGAGCUAAACUGUGUGGAAUCUGCCCAAAAGGUUUUCUCUUUGAUGAGUAAGGUGGAUGUAAUUUCAUACAACACCUUGAUUCUGACACUAGCCCAGAACAAGUGUAUACUUGAGGCAUGGGAACUCUUUCAAGUGAUGCGAGAAUCUGACACUAAACCUAAUGCCUACACAAUAAUAUCUAUCCUUCCCAUUUUUGAAGAUGAAACUUUCCUACAUAUUGGAAAAUCAGUCCAUGCUUUUGUGAUAAAACAUGGUAUUGAAACAAAUCCAUCAUUAGACACUGCACUUAGUGACAUGUAUAUGAAUUGUGGUGAUGAUUCAUCAGCCAGGUAUAUAUUCGACGCUUGCCUUGACAGAGAUUUGAUUUCAUGGAAUUCUUUGAUUGCGAGUUAUAUUAGAAAUGACAAAGCAAAAGAAGCUCUGUUGCUUUUUAACAGAAUGAUUUCAGAAGUAGAGCCCAACUCCACCACCAUCAUAAGUAUUCUAUCUUCGUGCACCCAUCUGUCUAAUCUGCCCCAUGGUCGAUGUUUGCAUGCCUACGUGCUGCGGAGAUAUUCCUCUUUUGGUUAUAAUUUAUCUCUGGGAAAUGCUUUUAUAACAAUGUAUGCAAGAUGUGGUAGCAUGAAAAAUGCUGUAAAGAUAUUUAAAUUACUUCCAAAAAGAAAUAUUAUCUCAUGGAAUGCGAUUAUAACUGGUUACUGUAUGCAUGGACGGGGAGAGGAUGCCGUGUUUGCCUUUUCACAAAUGUUAGAUGAUGGUUUCCGACCAAAUAGAGUAACCUUUUUGUCUCUUCUAUCUGCUUGCAGCCAUUCUGGUAUGAUAGAAAAAGGAUUGGAGAUUUUUCAUUCCAUGGUGGAGGAAUUUAAAAUCACCCCUGAGGUUGCCCACUAUGGCUGUGUGGUUGAUCUCCUUAGUCGUGCAGGCCAUUUAGAUGAAGCUAGAAAGUUCACUGAAUCCAUGCCUAUUAAACCGGAUGCAUCAAUAUGGAGAGCUCUGCUCAGUGCAUGCCGUGAUCACUGGGACACUAAACAAGCUGCUGCUAUAUUUGAAAAACUUGCUGAACUAGAGCCAAGAAAUGCUGGGAAUUAUGUUUUACUAUCUAAUAUUUAUGCUGGAGCAGGUUUAUGGUCAGAGGUAGGACAGAUACGGGCAUGGCUCAGAGCAAAUGGCUUGAGAAAGACUCCUGGAGUUAGUUGGAUUGUCAUUAGAAGUCAGAUUCACUCUUUUACUGCUGCAGAUAGAUUGCAUCCUUUUUCCGAGGAAAUUUAUGCGAUUUUGAGUUCUCUACUGUCCUCGAUCAAAGAAAUGGGAUAUGUACCCAACUUCCACUGGUUAUUACAUGAUGAAGGCAGUUAGGAUAUCACCAGAGAACUGUUGACCCAUGACAAGAAACUUGUUCGUGUAUUGGGUGCCGGUAUCUGUAAGGAAUGCUGCCAAUGAAUGACUAAACAAGGACAAAAAACAUUCCUAGGUGGUAAUCCUACUCUUUUUUUGGGGUGGCAGAUAAUGGCAGAAAGGUUUCAAUAUUAUAAAUCUAUCAAGAUGUGAACAGACCAUUGAACACCAAUCAGAAACUCAGGCCAAAAUUCACUUCAUUUUAUUUCAAAAGUGAUGACAGUUGCAGUCAUCCAGAAGUGAAGAACAUAAGUAUGAGGGCACAGGACAUACAUCUCGCUUAUCAGUCACUAGUCUUGUUUAUGAUCCUGAACCAGCAUUCUCCAGCAGGAAUGCAGAAGGAUGCAGCAAAAUGCUUCAGUUUCUUUCUAAAAUAUUGGAGUUAAUCUCCACUUGGUGGAUAGUGGAUGAAACAACACAUUAGGUGAAACUAAAUUUCACAUUUAGUCUGAGAGAUUUGAAAGAAUCUAUGAACCUCGAACAAAAGAUCCAGAAUCUGAGGAUUGACUGCAAGAGAAUCGACUCUCAUGACUGCUGGAAACCGAAACAAGUGCAGAAUAGAAGCCAACCUUUCCCAAUGUUCCUGGCUCAAAGAAACAAGACGCUGUCAAGAUCAAGCAUUUGCAGCUUCUUACUUAGUUAUUCCACUAAACGAUAAUUGGGUCAGAAUUUUCAUAUGGUAUGAAGACACUGGCACACAAAGUUAAUCUCAUAUGGGAUUUAAGUGUCAAAAAAAUAUGUGAUUGUAGAGUUUUAUAUAAUAAUCAA
This is a messenger RNA of Carica papaya (papaya), 3432 nucleotides long. RefSeq names its product putative pentatricopeptide repeat-containing protein At3g01580. Gene Ontology annotation, cellular component: intracellular membrane-bounded organelle. Gene Ontology annotation, molecular function: protein binding; RNA binding. Gene Ontology annotation, biological process: RNA modification. The record is from RefSeq and is a predicted model, not a curated record. Lineage: Eukaryota; Viridiplantae; Streptophyta; Magnoliopsida; Brassicales; Caricaceae.